CCCUUCUCCAAGAGAAGUUAAAUCUGAGUCUGGAAAAUGUUGAUGCCCAAGGCUAAUCGCGUCGCUAUCUACGAGCACCUGUUCAAGGAGGGAGUUAUGGUUGCUGAGAGGAAUACCAAGGCUCCUAAGCACCCAGAGCUUGAGACCAUUCCUAACCUUCAGGUGAUCAAGGCUCUGACCAGCCUCAAGUCCAAGGGGCACGUUAAGGAACAGUUUGCCUGGAGGCACUUCUACUGGUACCUCACCGAGUCUGGUAUCCAGUAUCUCCGAGACUACCUCCACCUGCCCACGGAGAUUGUCCCCGCCACCAUGAAGAGACAAGCUCCCAAAGACGCUAGACCCGCCAGAUCAGCUGCUCCCCGGCGCGAGGCCAAGGAAGGAGAGGGAGACCGUGCUGCUUACAGAAGAGCAGCUGGAGAGGGAGCUGAUAAGGCUGCCGACGCCGGACCAGGAGCUGCUCCCAUGGAGUUCCGUGGCGGAUACGGCAGGGGUAAACCCGCUCAGUAAACUCUGGAUUCUUGACAAACCACCAUCUUUAUCUGAGUUUAAUUCGACACUGUUUCAGA
Molecule: messenger RNA, 566 nt
Organism: Eurytemora carolleeae
Lineage: Eukaryota; Metazoa; Arthropoda; Copepoda; Calanoida; Temoridae
Product: 60S ribosomal protein L22-like
Exons: 5
Coding region: 37-507 (156 amino acids)
Biological process (GO): cytoplasmic translation
Cellular component (GO): ribosome; cytosolic small ribosomal subunit
Molecular function (GO): structural constituent of ribosome; RNA binding
Source: RefSeq, a predicted model, not a curated record